Molecule: messenger RNA, 264 nt
Organism: Symbiodinium pilosum
Lineage: Eukaryota; Dinophyceae; Suessiales; Symbiodiniaceae
Source: the annotation of a GenBank genome assembly
AUGCAGAUGGAUCGGCAGGCUGACGAGUUCUCGGCGGAUGAAUACGACGUGGACGGUUCCGGUGCUGUUGGUUGGUACGAAUUUGUGACCGUCUGGCGAAAAGCCGACGUUUCUGUGAAACUCUCGCUCCCAGAGCGAAUUUUCGUGUUAAUGGAAGAGCCCACGUCAUCCUUGGUCGGUGUCAUUGUGAGUGCCCUCCUGAACGUCUUGAUUUUUCUCUCCUGCGUGGCGCAGCUGCAAGUUGACCUGCAAGCGCUUUUCUAG